AUGAUUGUGUGUGCCGAUUUAAGAAGUUUAGAUCCAGACGCGCUCGCGUUCAGACGGAAGGCUUUGCGUGACGCUGUGAUAUGCGUUGGAUGGCUGAAAUUAAUAUCUGUGAUAUGUUACAUAGUACUUUAUUUCCUAGUGCACGGCAAUAGCAGCGGCCAUAUGUCAACCGUCAUACAAAUUAUGACCCUGGCGAUAAUACCGUUCAUCAUACUAAGCGGAGUGCUGUUAUUUUUGGGCGCUUUAGAAGAAAAGACUUUUGCCCUCGAAAUCGGUCUCUGGUUGUGUCUCACAAUAGCGUCCUACAAUACGGUGCUGGGUGUCAUGGGCGGGAUAUAUUUUAUUCGCACCGGUUAUUUGACAAUGCAUUUCAUGUUAGCUGUCAUAUUUGGGAUAUUAUCAGUGUCACUAUUCACUGUGUUAUGCCACGACAUAUUAAUAAUAUACGCUUACAAAAGUCUCCUUAGAUCGUUAAGGUCAUGA
Melitaea cinxia (Glanville fritillary) is the source of this 483-nucleotide messenger RNA. RefSeq lists its product as uncharacterized. The record is from RefSeq and is a predicted model, not a curated record. The transcript has 4 exons. NCBI's taxonomy places the organism in Eukaryota, Metazoa, Arthropoda, Insecta, Lepidoptera, Nymphalidae. Bases 1 to 483 code for a protein of 160 amino acids.